AUGGCUGACCAUGCAUUCUCUACGCAGCUUCCCAGCAUGGUCCGAAAGCCCAAGGCUGUAUGGCCUGGACUGGUCAAAAUGGGCAUGUAUCAGAAGCAGAUAGCUGGAGAUGGCAAUUGUCUGUUUGCAUCUCUCUCCGACCAACUCUACGGCACACCGGCGAAACAUCCCGAGAUACGUGCAAGCAUCAUCGACCACAUGCGAACCUUCCGACCACUCUUUGAGCACUACGUCCACAAGGAUGAUGUGCAACAACGCCGUACCCUUCGUUCUGCAAAAAGUGCCGUCCGUCAAGAAUCAGAAGACGCGUUCGAAGAGUACCUCUCCCUCAUGUCGCGACCUGGAACAUACGGUGGAGAACCUGAGUUGGUCGCCUUCUGUCAGGUCUUUGAUCAGGACGUGACAGUUCACCUUCCACGUAUACAAAACUUCAACAGAGAUUCGAUCUCGUACACAAAUGAACAUCGGGAGAACAGUUCUAUGGGAGCACCCUUGCACAUUUGUUAUGGCGGAGACGAGGUCACGCGAGCACACUACGACUCAGCUCGGAGCCGAGAUGGUUCAACUCCUCGAAGCCGUGACAGCCCCCUCCUCAGACCUCAAGAUCCCCCCGGAAACUCCAUCAGUGGCACCCUAUCGUCCUCACCCGUGUCCAGCCUCACUUCAAGGGCCAUUCGCAACAGUAGAGCAGAGUUGUCCUCCGAACUCAUCCAAGACUUUCUCCAGAAGAGCAAGAAAGAGUCAGAGAACAAUCUGAUCCAGCUCAAUGAGAAAUAUCGCGCUAGAAGCCCGUCGGUGACUUCAUCACAACGCAGCUCAAGCUCAAAGAGAUCACUCGACGACGAUGGAGAACCAAUUCGAUCAAGCAAACGAGCUGACAGACGAAAGAGCACCCGAAAGCGUGGAGACAUUGCUGUUACCAUUCCAGAUCCAGACGAUGAACUUUCGCCACGCAUCCCUGUCGAAUCCCCUGGACCAGACACGCCUCUGAGCACUCAAGACACCGACGUUUCGUCAGAUGCUCCACUUCAAGAACCUCCAACAGCCACCACACUCAAAGCCAUACCGAUAAUCCUUGACGGCGACCACUUGAACAACAACCAUGUUUCUCAUGCCACGAAGCAAUCGACUACGCAACAGGGUCGAACGUCUAUUCAUGUCCUCAGCAAAAGAGCACAACCAGCUGAGUCCUCCAACCCACGGAUGAUAUCGGUUGCAGAGAGACCCAAAUCGACAUUGCGAGCAUAA
Molecule: messenger RNA, 1248 nt
Organism: Exophiala spinifera
Lineage: Eukaryota; Fungi; Ascomycota; Eurotiomycetes; Chaetothyriales; Herpotrichiellaceae
Exons: 2
Coding region: 1-1248 (415 amino acids)
Biological process (GO): protein deubiquitination
Molecular function (GO): cysteine-type deubiquitinase activity
Source: RefSeq, a predicted model, not a curated record